CGGCCUCUGUACCGUGCGUCAUGAAUCGAAACCAAAAAUGUCUCAAAAGGGAAAACAAAAGAGACAGUUUGGCAUUUAUGACAGAGUGUGAAUCAUAAACCACUGCUGCUUAUAUUCGAAUGAGGCUUGUUGACAUAAAUAACUGGGUGCCACUGCCAGCGACUGUAAUAGACAUUCAUUAUUUUGAGUAUUAAAGGCCAUGUACUGACAAUAUAGAAGACUUAAAAAGGAACCAACGCGACUGUGCUCUGUGUUUUUGUCUUUUUCAAGAAAAGACUGACUGUAUCUUAUGUUUUUGCUGUUUCAUCUAAUGACGAAGAGCAUAAUUGGUCCGAGGACCUUUUGGUUUCAUAAAUGAAAUGGCGGGAGGUUCAAGUGGGUUCCUAAUAUGAAGUAAUUUUAAUCUAAAGGCAGCCGAAGGGAUAGUGUGUGACAAGGUGAUUUGGAGGCUGACAGCGGGAUGGCCCACUUUGAUACAGAGUACCAGCGCCUGGAGGCGUCCUACAGCGACUCCCCUCCCGGAGAAGAGAAUCUGCUGGUACAUGUUCCAGAGGGAUCCAAAUCUCCAUGGCACCACAUUGAAAAUCUGGACCUUUUCUUCCAGAGAGUCUAUAGUCUACACCAGAAGAAUGGAUUCACGUGUAUGCUGCUGGGAGAAAUAUUUGAGCUUGUGCAACUGGUGUUUGUGGUGGCAUUCACAGUGUUCCUGGCUAAUUGUGUGGACUAUGACAUCCUCUUUGCCAACAAGUUUGUUAAUCACACUGAUUCCUCAAAGGUUACUCUCCCUGAUGCAUUUCUUCCAGUGGAUGUGUGCAGUGCUAGGAUCCGUGACAAUGUUUUUGUCAUCUUCAUCCUUAUCAUAUCAGGGGUCUUUUGGCUCCACCGUCUCAUCAAGUUUAUCUACAACAUCUGUUGCUACUGGGAGAUCAGAUCGUUUUACAUCAACGCCCUAAAAAUGACCAUGGCGGACAUUCCUUAUUUCACCUGGCAGGAGGUGCAGGCAAGGAUUAUUGAGAUACAGAAGGAGCACCAGAUUUGCAUCCACAAAAAAGAACUGACAGAGCUUGACAUCUACCACCGCAUACUGCGUUUUAAAAACUACAUGGUCGCGAUGGUCAAUAAGUCACUCCUACCCGUGCGUUUUCGCUUGCCUCUGCUGGGCAACACUAUUUUUUAUACUCGUGGCCUCAAGUAUAACUUUGAGUUGAUUUUCUUCUGGGGCCCUGGAUCCCUUUUUGAAAACGAGUGGAGUCUGAAGCCAGAGUACAGACGUGGAGGGAACCGUUUGGAGCUAGCGGAUCGUCUGAGCUCAAGGAUCUUGUGGAUUGGAAUUGCCAACCUUCUCUUGUGUCCAGUUAUCCUGAUUUGGCAGAUUCUGUAUGCGUUCUUCAGCUACACUGAGUUGAUCAAGCGGGAGCCGGGAAGUCUGGGUGCUCGAUGUUGGUCCCUGUAUGGCCGUUUUUACCUCCGACACUUCAAUGAACUAGACCAUGAGCUGAUGUCACGCCUCAGCAAGGGCUACAAGGCCUCCUCGAAGUACAUGAACUGCUUCAUGUCCCCAUUACUGACAGUGGUGGCCAAGAAUGUGGCAUUCUUUGCGGGCUCCAUACUAGCAGUUUUGAUUGCUUUGACCAUUUAUGAUGAAGAUGUAUUGGCGGUCGAACACGUGCUCAGCAGUAUUACAUUGCUUGGGGUCUGCAUCACAAUCUGCAGGUCUUUUAUCCCAGACAAGCAUAUGGUGUACUGCCCGGAGCAGCUGCUUAAAGUGAUCUUGGCAUUUAUCCAUUACAUGCCUGAUCAUUGGCAGGGUAAUGCUCACCGCUAUGAGACCAGAGACGAGUUCGCACAGCUCUUUCAGUACAAGGCUGUGUUUAUUCUCGAGGAGCUGUUGAGUCCUGUGAUCACUCCCUUCAUUCUUAUUUUUUGCUUGCGGCGUAAAUCUCUAGAGAUCAUCGAUUUUUUCCGAAACUUUACUGUGGAUGUGGUUGGAGUGGGUGAUACUUGCUCUUUUGCACAGAUGGAUGUCCGUCAACAUGGUCACCCUGCGUGGAUGUCUGCUGGGAAAACGGAGGCCUCUAUCUAUCAGCAGGCAGAAGAUGGGAAGACUGAACUGUCACUCAUGCACUUCGCUAUCACAAAUCCACACUGGCAGCCCCCUCGGGAGAGCACGCAUUUCAUCAGCCAUCUGAAAGAGAAGGUGCACCGUGAGGCCGCCGCAGGACAGCAGGGAAUCAUAGCAGAGAAUCCUGAAUUUACCUCAACCCAUUCACUGCAGUCUGAUUCAGAGCCUCGCAGUCUUAUUGCAAAUCUCCUGAUGGGACCCCCUUCCUUGGCCUCGCUGCAUCUGGGUCGAGAGGGCUCCAUCCAUCCUUUGUCCAUUGGAGUGAGUGAGGGGGCAUCCGCCCUCUAUUCCAUCUCUCCUGUCAGCACGAGUCUACACCUGCGGGGCAGCUACCCAUCUGCCAGACUGCCACGACCUGAUCAUCCAGCUGUGGUGGCUGGACGAGCGAUGACAGGCUCAGGCACUGAUGCCCGUACCAUCAGCUCUGGCAGUAGUGCCUGGGAAGGCCAGCUGACCAGUAUGGUCCUAUCAGAGUAUGCCUCCACAGAGAUGAGCAUUCAUGCCCUUUACAUGCAUGAGAUGCACAAGCAGCAGUCGCGAGGUGAGGUGUCUCGACACACCUGGCACAGACAGGAGAGUGACGAGAGCAGUGAGAGUGUCAGUGAGGACAUAGAAGCCGCCCGCAACUUCCCCCGGUCCAGUACUUUCCCAACCACUUCACACAGGGAGGGGCCAGCACAGCCGAGCGGCAGCCAACAGCGCUACGGCGGAGCCUCAGAUCCUGUUUCUGGAAGCUUUCGGGCCCAGAGAACUCCUCGUAUGCCUAUGGGCGGCUGGUCUGAGGAGAACCAAAUGGGCAGACAUCACGACCCAGUGCCCGAGGAGGGGUCUGAGGAUGAGCUACCACCACAAAUUCAUAAGGUGACUUAACAGGUAUAUCGUAGAGGAAGCACUCAAGUGAGACUCACAGCAUCCACUUACUUUUGGACACUGACAAAAGUAUACUCGUGGACAAAACUCGAGUCCUAGUUUAUUGUAUGUCACAGAGUGGCAUCAUGACAAAUUUUGAGAUGCAUUGUAAUGGUUUGAGCUUCUGAGGGAAUGAUACAAAUGAACUACAUCAUCAAAGUCACUCAAUUAUUCAUAGUUCUCACAUAUCGAUCCACCUUAGAGAAGCUGCAAAACUGGUUCUGUAAAAUACUUCAUUGUGAACAGGAAAGUCUGUUUGACAGAAACAGUCCUUCGAGUAAACUUCCUAAUAGGAUUGUGUUCAGCUGACCCUGACAUUUCCGUUCUUGUCGAGAAGUAAUUCUUGGUGUUGAUGUAGGAUAUUUGUGCUUAGUAUUUUUGAGCAGCUUUGAGUCAUUUCGAUUAAAGGAAGAAAUAUUUAUAAUAUGCAAUGUGCCAUUAUGAACUUUAAGCUUUGGAAAAAUAGAUUUUGUCAAACAGAUUUCUGGGAGGUGGAAAAAAACCACUGAAGAUCAUUCAAGCCUGGUACUGUAAAAAAGUAUGCAUGCUCUCUUAAUUUAUAUUAUUUGCACAACAUCAAAUAAGAAUGCACUUUAUUCAUAUCCAAAGGAAGACUCCAAUGCAGUGGGCAAAUCAGACUUGUUUUUAUUAACAUGCAGUUUUAAAGUAAGUUGUAUAUUUCUGGGAUGAAAAUGUUUUUUUUUUUUCUACUUACAUUUUCAGUUUAUUUACCAUGGCUAAAGUGAAUAAAACGUCUAUGAGAAUGAA
This is a messenger RNA of Carassius auratus (goldfish), 3799 nucleotides long. Its product is annotated as autophagy-related protein 9A-like. Gene Ontology annotation, cellular component: autophagosome; phagophore assembly site. Lineage: Eukaryota; Metazoa; Chordata; Actinopteri; Cypriniformes; Cyprinidae. The transcript has 16 exons. The record is from RefSeq and is a predicted model, not a curated record. Gene Ontology annotation, biological process: protein localization to phagophore assembly site; reticulophagy; autophagy of mitochondrion. The coding region runs from base 461 to 2992 and encodes 843 amino acids.